This is a messenger RNA of Guyanagaster necrorhizus, 1364 nucleotides long. RefSeq lists its product as uncharacterized. Lineage: Eukaryota; Fungi; Basidiomycota; Agaricomycetes; Agaricales; Physalacriaceae. Gene Ontology annotation, cellular component: mitochondrial inner membrane. Bases 96 to 1007 code for a protein of 303 amino acids. Gene Ontology annotation, biological process: potassium ion transport; proton transmembrane transport. The record is from RefSeq and is a predicted model, not a curated record. The transcript is spliced from 5 exons.
UGCAACUUGGUCACACCGCGACAAAUUUUCUUGGUUUCCUAUUCAUUGACUUUGCUACGAGCAUCCUGCACGGAACCCCGUUUGUUUUCUCCAAAAUGGGCAAGAGUGAUAUGUUGCGUAUCAUUUCAAUGCCUCUUCGCCGACCCGCACCCUCAAUUACCCCUGUCACACUACCGCGUAUCAUGACCUAUUAUCAGUUUCAACUCAACCCGCCACGGCCGCAAGAGUUGAGCGUUGGGCGGUCGAGAUGGAUGCCAGAAGGAGGUCUUUUACUUUGGGCCCAAAACAAGGCUGCCGACACUUGGGCGGGUUUCGGAAAGGCAAAGGAGGGAAGCUGGAAGCUGAAGGUCUUCCAGUAUGGUGAGCGUGUCGUUGACAGGAUAGACUUCGAAGAAUUGGCAUUGAAGGGUGUCGACCCUUCCCUAGGGCCAACCGUGUUGCAUCCUGACUUUUCAGGCAAUGUGGGGAAGAAAAAUUCGUCCUUAGUCAAGGUGCAGAUACCCCUACUUUAUCCUCCAUCCAUCAUCUCCGGAGAGGCUUCUCUUGCCCAUUUGUUGGAUCUUCUUGAGCACCGGGAACCUCGGCAUAGAAAAGGAUUUUGGAUCUGGAUGAUUGCUGCUCCGUUUACCGCACCCUUCAUGAUCAUCCCCGUCAUACCUAAUCUACCAUUUUUCUUUUGCGUAUGGCGAUCGUGGUCGCAUUACAGAGCGUACCGAGCUUCCCAGUACCUGAAAGCUCUCCUUGGCGAUGGUACUAUAGUACCCCAGUCCAGCAAGGUUCUUGACCAAAUAUAUCGAGACCAUCUCCCCAAAGCUCUGCCAUCACCAUCGAACGCAGGAUCAUUGGAUUCAAAGAAAUCAGUACCGGCAUCCCCAGUUCCAGGCGAACAGCUACUUUUAUCUCGAGAAGCGAUUCCCAAAAUCAUAUCUUCAUUCAACCUGAGAUCGAGUGCAGCGGCAGACAUGUACAGGGCUGUAGAACAAGCAAGGGUGCGGGUUAAAACAUAGCGGAGAACGAUAGUGGACUGUCAGGACAUUAGAUGGAAACCUUUUAUGCGCAAGGCAUUGUUACCAGGUCCUCGGUGCUUCGUGGAAUACCAACGAGGGGACCCUGCAUCUCAGAAGGCCGACUGACUGUAGGGGCUCAUUAGGACGAAGGGGGUCCUUUCUGUGACACCCAUGAUAUGAGAGAAGACUGAUAUGGGUAAUUGGGAUCGUCUAGUGCGCUCCCGACCCUCAGUUGAAAGACCCUUCUCUAAGCAUCGACGGAUAUGUGUGGUCAUCGAUUCUAUCAAUACAUUGGAGCUGAAAAUUUCGAAUAUACUUUUUGCCAGGCACUAAUGGAAAUUUUCGGUGUCGCAGUCU